AAACAUUCGAAGGGAAGCAUGCGUCGCGUGUUACUCGACCGCGUCAGUACAUCUAACCUCUCCUACCUGUGCACGCUUUUCUUCAACGGCUCUGCCAUUCUGGUCCCUUCGUCGUCCGCCGUAGCCUGUGCGAUUCCCACCGGUCGUUCCUUCAUUUUUCCGUGGAUCUCCUUCACACGAUACUCCGCUUUUCGACGCGUGCCACUCGACCACCUCGCCUGUCACGAGACCAAUGUUUUCCCCCCGUUUCCGCGGAUAUCUCGAAAAGUAUCGAUUUUUCGCGAAUUCAAAAUCGUCCCGCUUGUGCCGCGUGCUUCUCGAACCCGUCUCGAAGACGAGGCGAGAGGUCAUCGGGCACUUGGAAAUUCAUCUCGCCCCUUUUUCGGAGUCGAGUGGGUGGUAAACAAGGACUUCCGGUGUUAUAUUGUAAACAUGUCAUUCUUUAUUGUGUCUUCGGAGCGUGCGACAGCCAACGAGCGUAAAAAGGAUCGUCAUUGAGAGAGAGAGAGAGAAAAAGAGAAAGAGAAAAAGAAAGAGAGAGAUAGAGAGAGAAAGAGAGAAACACAGGUGCGUACCAACGCAGCCGUCCCAAGGGGGAAUGCUCGAAAACAUUCAGACAGAAUUCGCAGACAAACGUGGAACGCUGCAUCGGUGGUAAUAAGUGUGCAGUGAUCAGGGGUGACCGAGGGAAGACGGGAAAGAGGGUGGUCAAUAUGACUCCUAUUUUCCUCGUCCUGUUGGUGGCACUCGACCCGAUUGUCGCGCAGAAUGUUGGGAACAUCAGCGACACGCAGUACAUCACAUACAUGACAAGUCCACCGACGAUCCUGGUGAGGCCGCAAUCGCAGCAGGUGAAGGCGGGAGGGAUUGCGAGUUUCUACUGCACGGCGCAGGGAGCGCCGCCGCCCCAGAUCCACUGGAGGAAGAACGGAAAGAAAGUUACCCAGGCUCAGGCACGCUACCUGGUGCAGAACUAUGAAAACGGAGCUUUAUUGCGGAUCGAACCUGUCAAAGCGAUCCGCGACAGCACCCAGUUCGAGUGUCUAGCCGAGAAUGGAGUCGGGGACGCGGUGUCAGCCGAGGCGCAGCUCAAAGUCUACGAAGGAGACAAACUACCAAACGGAUUCCCACUGAUAUCCCAAGCGCCGAUAACCAAGGUGGUAGAAACCGGUCACAACGCGGUCCUCCUCUGCACGGCGUUCGGUUCGCCGACCCCCAUUAUAUCCUGGGUACGAGACAUGCUGCCUAUCGAUACUGCGAACCCGCGCUACACGGUUUUGGACACCGGAGCGCUGCAAAUCACCAGAUCCGAGGAGAGGGAUCAAGGGACGUACGAAUGCGUGGCGAAUAACUCCGUCGGCACCGAGUAUUCCAAGUCGGCCAUGUUAUACGUGAAAGUUCGCCGCGUGCCACCGGCAUUCUCCAUACCACCCCCCGCUGUCAGCGAAGUGGUGUUGGGCGCGUCUCUGAACCUGACCUGCGUGGCGGCUGGCUCGCCGAUGCCCUUCGUCAAGUGGAAGAAAGACCCCGCCACCGAUCUGACGCCCGACGACGAUCUCCCGGUGGGGAAGAACGUGUUGAUGCUCACGGACAUCCAGGAGUCGGCGAACUACACCUGCACCGCAGCCAGUGACCUCGGGGUGAUAGAAGUCACCUCGUUGGUGAAAGUUCAAUCUCUGCCGAGUCCGCCGGAAAACGUUCAAGUUUCGGACAUCACCGCGACUUCCGUGAAGCUUACCUGGUCGUACAAAGGGUCCGACGAGUUGCAGUACUAUGUGAUCCAGCACAAGCCGAAGCACGUGAACCAGGCGUACGCCGAGAUAUCCGGAAUCACGACCAUGUACUAUCAUGUUCGGAAUCUGAGCCCUUACACGGAGUACGAGCUCUACGUGAUCGCCGUCAACGUGAUUGGGCGUAGCCCGCCGAGCGCCCCGGUGACAGUCACCACUGGCGAGACAACGGAAUCGACAAAUGGAGGUGCCAAACCCGGUACUGCGCCGAGGAAGGUCCAGGUCCGACCAUUAAGCUCCACCACGAUGGUCAUACAAUGGGACGAGCCGGAGACACCGAACGGUCAAGUCACGGGUUACAAAGUGUACUACACGACGAAUCCGAACGAGCCGAUGGCGUCCUGGCAUUACCAGACAGUGGACAACAACCAGCUGACCACCGUCGGCGAUCUGACGGCGCACGCGAUCUACACGAUCCGCGUGCAGGCGCUGACCAGCGUCGGACCUGGCCCGCUGAGUUCUCCCGUGCAAAUAAAAACGCAGCAAGGGGUGCCGAGCCAGCCGGAGAUGUUGACGGCGAUCGAAACCGGGGAGACCAAAAUAACGCUCCAAUGGAGUAAACCUGUUCAUAGCGCGGAGAAUAUCCUCAGCUAUGAACUGUAUUGGAACGAUACUUACGCUCAGGAAAAGCAUCAUCGGCGAAUACCGGUGACGGAGAACUACACGCUGACGGGUCUGUACCCUAACACGCUGUACUACGUGUGGCUGGCGGCGAGGAGCCAGAGGGGCGAGGGAGCAACGACGAUGCCGUGUCCGGUCCGCACGAAACAGUACGUCCCCGGGGCUCCGCCUCGCAAUGUAAGCGGACAAGCGAUCAGCCCGACGUCCAUAUUGGUAACAUGGGAACCCCCGCCUGCCGGUCAAUCGAACGGGAAGAUCGUGUACUACAAGCUGCAAGUCGUCGAGAGCGGACGCUCCGACUCGGAGGCGAAGGUUAUCAGACUGAAUGACACGCAAUUCGUGUUGGACGAACUGAAAAAAUGGACCGAGUACCGGAUUUGGGUAUUGGCCGGGACCACCGUAGGUGACGGACCCCCGAGUUAUCCUAUCUCAGUCAGAACCCACGAGGACGUUCCGGGAGAUCCUCAAGACGUGAAAGUAUCGCCGUUGAAUUCGACCGCGAUACACGUCGAAUGGAAACCGCCGAAAUCGAAAGAGCAGAACGGAGUGAUACGCGGUUAUCAUAUACACGUGCAGGAAGUGAGGGAAGAGGGGAAGGAUCUCCUGAACGAACCGAUACGGCGCGACGUGCACGACGACGGCGUGCUCGAAGUAAAUAUUACCGGUUUGCAACCGGACACGAGGUACUCGGUCCAAGUGGCGGCGCUGACGAGAAAAGGGGACGGCGACCGUUCGACACCGGUUCACGUCCGAACACCCGGGGGUGUGCCUAACAGGCCUCACGUCAACGUAAAAGUAUUGUCCAGAGAUCCAGUCACGCUCGAGCUGGAUUGGGCGCAACCCACGGAAACCUACGGCAGUUUAUUAGGGUAUAGGAUAAGGUACGGAAUUAAGAAUCAAACGCUCAAAGAGGAAUACAUCGAAGGAACUCGCCAAAGCACCUACAAGAUCACGAAUCUGGAGGAACGAGGAGUGGACUACGAGUUCCGACUCGCCGGGCAGAACGAGAUUGGCUACGGGCAGGAGACUGUUCGGUAUUGGUUCAGUCCCGAAGGAGAACCCACCGGGCCGCCGACGAAUCUGUCCUACUUCUUUCAAACCCCGGACACUGUGUGCGUCACGUGGGACAUGCCGAUCCGCCAGCACAGGAACGGCCGGAUAAUCGGUUACGACGUGCAGUUCAACAAGAAGAACGACCACUCGACGACCAUCGACAGGAACAUCACCAAGACCAGAGCGGUUUUCACGAAUCUGGAGGAGAACACGGAGUACGUGUUCCACGUCAGGGCGCACACGUCCAGAGGUAGUGGCCCGUAUUCCGAGAAGAUCACGAUAAUCACCGAGAAAGACAUCGGCCGCGCGCCGAUGUCCGUAAAGGCGGUGGCCACGUCGGAGACGAGCGUGGAGGUCUGGUGGGAACCGGUGCCUAACCGCGGGAAGAUCCUCGGUUAUGAAAUUUUCUACACAACGACGGCUGUGGAGGACCUGGACGAAUGGAAGAACAAGAGCGUUGGACUCACGGAAUCGACGGACCUGGUGAACCUAGAGAAGUUCACGCAAUACGCGAUCACGGUGGCAGCUAGAUACAAAACCGGAGGUCUAGGUCGACUCAGCGAGAAGGUGACGGUCAAAGUGAAGCCUGAAGACGUGCCGUUGAACCUGAGAGCAGCUGACUCGUCCACUCAUUCCAUGACGCUCUCCUGGACGCCGCCCAUCAAGCUGAACCCCAUGAAGUAUAAGGUUUCGUUCGACGCUAUCAAGGAGUUCGUCGAUUCGCAGGGCAUCACGCAGACCCAGGUUGUCCCUCGCCGAGAGAUUCGGUUGGAACCUUCGGUGACAACUACCACGAUCAACGAAUUGCAACCUUUCACCACGUACAAUGUGAAUGUCAGCGCGAUUCCGCGUGACGGACAGUACAGGCCGCCUACUAAAAUCACCGUGACCACGCAGAUGGCUGCGCCCAAGCCUAUGGUGAAGCCGGAUUUCUAUGGAGUGGUGAACGGGGAAGAGAUUCAGGUGAUCCUGCCGCAAGCCUCCGAGGAGUAUGGACCGAUCUCGCAUUAUUAUUUGAUCGUCGUGCCCGAAGACAAGUCGACGGCUGACAAGCAACCGGAUGAGCUGACGGAGGACAUGAUCACAGAUAAGGGCGCUAAGGAGGAGAGAGAGAAUGCUCCGUAUAUCGCAGCUAAAUUCCCGCAUAGAGAUAUACCGUACACGUUCCUAUUGGGUAGCGGAGAUGUAUACAAGGGCUACGAGAACCGGAAGUUGGAGAAGACCAAGCGGUACCGAAUUUUCGUGCGUGCUGUCGUCGAUACGCCGCGGAAGCAUCUGUACACUUCGUCGCCUUUCUCGGAGUAUCUGUCGCUCGAUAUGAGGGAAGUUCCUCCCGGAGAGCCACCCCGACGACCAAACCCCAACACUCCGGUGGACGGAAAUCCGGAGGUUUCGGUGAAAACGAGCGGCCAGGAGUCCGGUAUGGUGUGGAUAGUUGGACCAACGAUAGCGGUGUUGAUGGUCAGCGUGUUCCUCAUUCUCCUGUUUGUUAUUAAGAAGCGAAGGCAGCCGUGCAAAGCACCCGAUCAAGCGGCAGUGACGAGACCGUUAAUGGCCGCGGACAUCAGCUCGAACCACGCGCCGUCCGACCCGGUCGAGAUGCGACGUUUGAUCUUCAAGACGCCCGCGAUGAUCUCGCACCCGCCGAUCGACAUCAGCGACCUGGGCAAUCACAUCGAGUCACUAAAAGCGAACGACAAUCUGAAGUUCAGCCAGGAAUACGAAUCGAUAGAGCCCGGCCAACAGUUCACAUGGGACCACUCGAACAUGGAGGUGAACGUAUCGAAGAAUCGUUACGCGAACGUGAUCGCCUACGACCACUCCAGAGUGAUACUUCAAACGAUCGACGGAAUGUCGGGCACGGACUACAUAAACGCGAACUACUGCGACGGUUACAGGAAACAGAACGCCUACGUAGCGACACAGGGCCCGCUCCAGGAGACUUUCGGCGAUUUCUGGCGAAUGUGCUGGGAACUAAGGUCCUGCACGAUCGUGAUGAUGACCAAGCUCGAGGAAAGGACCAGAAUAAAGUGCGACCAGUACUGGCCGAGCAGAGGAUCGGAGACAUACGGUUUAAUGACAGUGACCAUCACCGACGUCCAAGAACUAGCCACCUAUUGCAUCCGAUCGUUCCAAGUGUCUCGAGCCGGAUACUCCGACAGACGCGAGAUCAAGCAGCUCCAGUUCACUGCCUGGCCCGAUCAUGGCGUACCCGAGCACCCGGCACCGUUCCUGCAAUUCCUCCGUCGCGUGAAAUCCUUGAAUCCCUCCGACAGCGGCCCCCUGAUCGUCCACUGCAGUGCCGGCGUCGGUAGAACCGGUUGCUUCAUCGUGAUCGACUCGAUGCUGGAGAGGAUCAAACACGAGAAGAUGAUCGAUAUCUACGGCCACGUGACCUGUCUACGCGCACAGAGGAACUACAUGGUGCAGACCGAGGAUCAGUACAUAUUCAUACACGACGCUCUCUACGAGGCAGUCAUCUGCGGCAACACCGAAGUGCCUGCCAGGAACCUCCACUCUCACAUCCAAAAGCUCAUGCAGCCGGAGAUCGAUAACAUAACCGGCAUGGAACUGGAGUUCAAGAAACUUUCCAACAUCAAGGUGGACUCGUCGCGGUUCAUAUCGGCGAACCUGCCGUGCAACAAACACAAGAACAGGCUGGUGCACAUACUGCCCUACGAGUGCACCAGAGUCUGCCUGCAACCUCAGCGCAACAUCGAGGGAUCCGACUACAUAAACGCCAGCUUGAUCGACGGAUACCGCUACCGAGGUGCUUACAUAGCGACCCAAGGCCCGCUCUGCGAUACCACGGACGACUUCUGGCGGAUGCUGUGGGAGCACAACUCCACGAUCGUGGUGAUGCUGACGAAACUGAAGGAGAUGGGCAGGGAGAAGUGCCAUCAGUACUGGCCGUCCGACAGAUCGAUCCGUUAUCAGUGCUUCGUCGUCGAUCCCAUCGCGGAGUACAACAUGCCGCAGUACAUCCUGCGAGAGUUCAAAGUGACGGACGCUCGCGACGGAGCCAGUCGCACUGUUAGGCAGUUCCAGUUUAUUGAUUGGCCGGAGCAAGGCGUGCCGAAGUCCGGCGACGGGUUCAUCGACUUCAUCGGGCAGGUGCACAAAACUAAGGAGCAGUUCGGACAAGACGGGCCCAUCACGGUGCACUGCAGCGCUGGCGUAGGUCGGACGGGUGUCUUCAUCACCCUCAGCAUCGUGCUGGAGCGCAUGCAGUACGAAGGAGUCGUCGACAUCUUCCAGACGGUCAGAAUAUUGCGGACGCAACGCCCUGCGAUGGUCCAGACCGAGGACCAGUAUCAGUUCUGCUAUCGUGCCAGUUUGGAAUACUUAGGUUCGUUCGAUCACUACGCCAACUGACAAGCCGAUACACGCGAGGAGAGGGAAUCGACGAGAGACCGCAGGGAUCGACAGAGGAACGAGAGAGAGAUGGGUGAAAGGGCGAAAAUACGACGCGUCUAGUACAAUGAAGUACUCGAGAAGUAUGUAAAGCGAGGCCGGGAGUGUGUAGUCUAUACAAAUGAUUCCGGGGCAUAACGUACCAUACUCCUACCUUCCAAGGACAAAUACAAGUAGAAAGGCGAUAACUUACUAUCUUCUUGGGCAACUAACGUAGCAGCAAAGUAUCUUAGUCAAUGGUGUUGCAGAAGUCUCGGGCAUGCGGAGGACGUAUAUAUAUUUUUUUUUUUCAUUUUCUCUCACGGCACAGUCGUGUGCCGGACACGAUUUUGUCCAGAGCUCCCGAUCGAAUUAGCCGGGACAAGACUGCCGUUUAGAAUGUACGGCUCGUAAACGUAGAAACAAUCAUAUCCUUAGAAAUAUUCUUUCCUGGAGUUUCCUUUUUACCGGUUGCGAAGCAAAAAUUCCACGGAGAUGCGAACAGAAAACCAGAUGAAAAAAAAGAGAGAGAGUGAAGACAGAGCAAGCGCGUUUUCGAACGUGAAGAUCGAUCGUGAUUCAACGAGGAUCAAUGGAAAGAGGCAAAACGAAAACGAAUAAUCGUAAUCGAAGAGUUCGAUCGUUGAAACAUAUCCGACUCGCCGUUGCACGAGCCAACUUGCGAUUACUCGGCUUUUUCCGAGUCGCUCGAAAACUAUGGUUGCUCAGCGGAGCUAAAGUCUGACGAGGAUCGUCGCCGCGAUCGUCUGCCACGCAAUCGAACCGUUUUAACACGCGCGACACUUCGUGACAAUUUACGAAAAGAAACACAUCAAAAAGUUCAAACUUUCCUAUACACCCCCUACGUUGGAAUAAAAAGUGCUUCCAUUUUUGUGGGAAAAGAAAAAGAGAGAGAAAAGCGCGCGCGGUCGACAGCCGCGCUUCGUCGGGAAUCAACGGGAAGAGAAAUCGAGGGCAGACAGCCGCGUGGCACGUUCGUGUAAAAGUACUUAUCGACGCGACAAAAGGCUAUUCAGGAUCGAGAAUAUUGCAGGUAUCUCCGUAACGAGUAUCGAAGAAAACCAGAAAGAGAACGUAAAUUUCCGCUCACUGACAAGAAAAUUACCGUACUGCCAAAUCGACAAUUAUUCAUGCUGAGCCCAUUACGCACGAUAGGGAUCUUCUCAUUACCUACUGUAAUUUUAAGUAGAUCGUAAGCGAUUGUUUUAAGAUUAGGGUUAUAAGCGAUGCCAUUAGAAGAUGAGGAAUAAAAAGGAACUCGGUUUGAAUGAUGGAAGAGUGAAAGGAAACGGUGCCUAUAUUCAAUUAAAAUUGCACAAAAGGUGUUGUGCAAGUUUCUAUGAAAACUAAUUUAACUAGAAGCACUGUAUGUCGGAUUUGCGUACUGUUCCCCCGAGCCCUCGACACCCCUCGUGUACAAAGUUCCACCGUAGGCUUCUACCUCGACGACUUUUACGAUUUUACCUGGACUGAUGUUCAAACUGAGACCGGCUCGCCCCUGAAACUUCGAUCAUUCCUGGCUCGAUUCACGCCGCAACCACUUCGUUUACUUUUUCGUGCUGGAUAUUAAACUUGUUUGCGAUACAAUUCUACAAUUCCGGAGCGUAGUUUCACAAUCGGAGAAACCCGUGAAGCCCUUAGAAUCAACGAAUCUCGCUAACUAAAUGCACCAAGAUCAUUCCAUCAUCAGGCACAAAACCCGGACGCGCCAAAUCAAUGCCAAAAACGUGUAUCGAGGAACACGCGACCGAUCCCAACGCGCCAUCGCAUCCUUUUUGAUAAACGAUAGAAACUUUCGACGUGUAUUGAUUGUACAAUUGUAAUUCGAAGAGUUACAGAACGGUUCGUAGUCUAUGAAGACAAUAAAGUAUGCGCUCGUUUGUAUAUCUCCUGUAUUUCGAGGAUCUUCAACGGAUUGUUCGGUAUAGAGGCGUUCUAUCCGCGUUUGAUAGGACAGGAACGCGAAAUUCUAUUUACUAAAGUAUGUAAGUAUAUAUACAAUUACGAGUACACCCCCCGCCCAACCCCCCGAUAAGAGGGGGAACGGAUCUUUUUUCAGUUUUUGGCAUUCGUUUGGCUCCGAUCGUUCGAUCGUACAAUAAGACGUCGCUCGUCCAGCAACGAGAGAAAGUCAGUAUUACUUUUUCUAGAUUCGAUUUCGAGCCGUUGAAUCGAGCGUUUAACAUUUUUUCGUUUGAUAGUGGUU
Nomia melanderi (Alkali bee) is the source of this 9084-nucleotide messenger RNA. It is a transcript of the gene Lar, whose product is annotated as tyrosine-protein phosphatase Lar. Gene Ontology annotation, molecular function: protein binding; protein tyrosine phosphatase activity. Lineage: Eukaryota; Metazoa; Arthropoda; Insecta; Hymenoptera; Halictidae. Gene Ontology annotation, biological process: protein dephosphorylation. The record is from RefSeq and is a predicted model, not a curated record.